This is a messenger RNA of Empidonax traillii (willow flycatcher), 811 nucleotides long. It is a transcript of the gene ZMAT5, whose product is annotated as zinc finger matrin-type 5. Bases 211 to 723 code for a protein of 170 amino acids. The transcript has 6 exons. Gene Ontology annotation, cellular component: U12-type spliceosomal complex. NCBI's taxonomy places the organism in Eukaryota, Metazoa, Chordata, Aves, Passeriformes, Tyrannidae. The record is from RefSeq and is a predicted model, not a curated record. Gene Ontology annotation, molecular function: zinc ion binding.
GCGCGGGGCAUGCUGGGAGUUGUAGGCGGUGCCGGGAGUGCCGGGCGUUGUGGUCGGGAAACGCGCGGGGCAUUGUGGGAGUUGUAGGCGGCGCGGCGCGGGCCCCGCUGGAGGCGCUGUAAAUCCUGGAUCCUCCCUUCCCAUGGCUGGGUGCCGAGGAGCUGCCUGAUGGUUCCCAGGCCGUGCUGAGGCUGCUCUGCCAGGACAGACAUGGGCAAAAGGUACUUCUGUGACUACUGUGACAGGUCCUUUCAGGACAACCUGCACAACAGGAAGAAACACCUCAAUGGAGUGCAGCACCUCCGGGCUAAGAGAGCCUGGUACGACUUAUUCCGAGAUGCCGCCGCCAUCCUGCAGGAGGAGCAAACCAAGAAACCCUGUCGGAAGUUCCUGCAGACAGGACAGUGUGAUUUUGGGUCCAACUGCAGAUUUUCCCACAUGACAGAGCAGGACCUGGAGAAGCUGAGUGCUCAGGUUCAAGGGGAGAAGAGGCUGAGGGAGCUGCGGCAGGAGGGAGCAGAUAUCCCACCUGGCACCAUCGAGGACUGGCUGGAGAAGAGAGCCCAGAGACUGAGGGUGGCUCAGAGCAACAGUGCUCUUCCCGAGAAACCGGCACCGUUCCAGUACCCGCCGGGCUGGCCCCCAGUGCAGGAGCUGCCCCCGUCCCUGCAGGCCCCCCCACCCGGGGGGUGGCCAGUGCCCCCCACCCUGCAGUGGGGCUGAUGGGGGUGCAGUCCUGCCUCUGCCCUGGGAAAGGCAUGGAAUUAUGGAAUCAUUUAUCUGCACUUUUCUAUCAAUAAAUCCCUCCCCC